Humulus lupulus (European hop) is the source of this 1056-nucleotide messenger RNA. Its product is annotated as TPR repeat-containing thioredoxin TDX-like. The transcript has 6 exons. Bases 88 to 888 code for a protein of 266 amino acids. The record is from RefSeq and is a predicted model, not a curated record. NCBI's taxonomy places the organism in Eukaryota, Viridiplantae, Streptophyta, Magnoliopsida, Rosales, Cannabaceae.
AUUGAUUACUAUAAAACUACCAUUUUCUCAGUCUCACUCUCUCUCCCCUAUUUUCUCACUACUGUUUCUGUGGUUUCAAAGACCACCAUGAUGAGCCGCAACAUCUCCAAAGUCACCAGCUCUGCUCUCCGCUUCAGAAAGUUUACUCCUUUAUCCGUGGGGGUUGGAAAUGGGUCAAAUUCUGUCUCAAAAAAUGUUGAGGGUGAAGGUUUGUGUAGUAGUAGUAGUGGUAGUAGUCAGAUGAGUUGGAUAAAGAGGUAUGGGACUUGUAUUGCUAAACUGCCAGACGAUGUUACUAAGGAUGAUAAUCCUGUUUCACUCCUCCAUAACCCUUCUCUCGCACUCUUCAAGUCCUGUCUUCAUAGCUGGGGUGCUCGAACUCUUUUUCAGAAUAAAAACGAUAUGGAGGACAGUAAGAUAAAUACUGAUACCAAGAAGCACGACUCGUUCGGGAAAGAUGAUACCAUUGUUGAGUCUGAUGAUUCUGAUGUUGUGGAGCCUGAUAACGAGCCCCCACAAAAGGAUCAAGAAUCGCUUUCUACUCUGAAGGACGGGGAAGUUAUCGGUAUACACUCCAUCAGUGAGAUGGAGACAAAGUUAAAUGCUGCUUCAAAGACAUCUCGUCUCGCAAUCCUCUAUUUCACAGCAACAUGGUGCGGUCCAUGUCGUUUCAUAUCUCCUUUGUAUGUCAACUUAGCUGGUAAGUACCCGAAAAUUGUUUUCUUGAAAGUUGACAUAGACGAGGCAAGGGAUGUCGCUGAACGCUGGAACAUAAGUAGUGUUCCGACCUUUUUCUUCGUAAGGAACGGUAAAGAGAUAGACAUGGUGGUUGGUGCAGACAAAAAUGCACUCGAAAACAAGAUUGCCCAACACGCAGGCUCAUCAUAAGCUAAUCUUUGGACUUUUUUUUUAAUUGUCUUUGUACUCUGACUUUAAUGCUUAGCUUAAAGAAAAAUGGUUUACUACGGCUUGUUAAAUGACUUGCUGAAGUUGAGUCCAAAAUUCACAUGCAUACAUGUACAUGUUUAACUUAAAUAAUGUUUUGUUUUGGGUUGA